Molecule: messenger RNA, 1059 nt
Organism: Iphiclides podalirius (scarce swallowtail)
Lineage: Eukaryota; Metazoa; Arthropoda; Insecta; Lepidoptera; Papilionidae
Source: the annotation of a GenBank genome assembly
AUGGUUCAAAUUAAAGUCAAAGAAGGCUUGCUGGAGGGAGAAGUGACCGAGAAUGUUUUGGGAGGAAGUUUUUACAGUUUCAGAGGCAUCCCUUACGCUGAACCCCCUGUUGGUGACCUCAGAUUUAAGCCACCGCAACCAAAACAGCUCUGGGAUGGAAUUAGAGAAGCAAAGGAGUUUGGUCCCAUUUGCUAUCAGAUACUUUUGCACGGCGAUGGGUCCGCACCGGCCGGUUCUGAGGACUGUCUGUAUUUAAAUGUGUAUACGCCCGAAAUUUAUCCAAACGAGCUUCUUCCGGUCAUGUUCUACAUUCAUGGAGGUGGUUUCAUCAAUGGAAGCGGUAACGACGAUAUGUACGGUCCCGAGUUUUUAGUGAGACAAGGAGUGGUCCUUGUGACCUUCAAUUACAGAUUGGAAGUUCUAGGCUUCCUCUGUUUGGACACUGAAGACGUGCCCGGUAACGCUGGCAUGAAGGACCAAGUAGCGGCUCUUGGUUGGGUAAAUGAAAACAUCACCAGCUUCGGCGGCGACCCCAAAAAUAUCACGAUCUUCGGACACAGUGCCGGUGGAUGCAGCGUGAGUUAUCACCUAAUUUCACCAAUGUCGACGGGCUUGUUCAAGAAAGCUAUAGUCAAAAGUGGUUCCUUCACUUGUCCAUGGGGAAAGAUGUUCGAACCGAGAGAGAGAGCAUAUGCGUUAGCUAGAAAAUUAGGAUUUCACUGCACAGAUGAUAAGGAGCUGUACGAAUUUUUCAAAACCCAGCCGAAGGAAUCACUAAUCAAUAUACAGGUGCCAAUAACAUUGAGCGAAAAAGCGAAAAAACAGUUCGAGCCGCAUUUCGGGGUGGUGGACGAAAAGAAGUUUGGCAAUAAUGAAAGAUUCAUAUAUGGAGAUUUGACUGAGAGACUUCGUAACAGCAUGCAUGAAGCAAUUAAAACAGGUGCGGCGGUUGGCAAAAGCGGCGUGCCUCUUGGCAGCCCGCCUAAGCCCGCGCUUACCCUGAUAAUUUCCAAGCCUCACUCCGGACCCGGCUUAAAGCCACUGGAUUGUCUCGCCGCC